Messenger RNA from Rhododendron vialii, 1551 nucleotides. RefSeq lists its product as uncharacterized. NCBI's taxonomy places the organism in Eukaryota, Viridiplantae, Streptophyta, Magnoliopsida, Ericales, Ericaceae. The transcript has 2 exons. The coding region runs from base 288 to 1238 and encodes 316 amino acids. The record is from RefSeq and is a predicted model, not a curated record.
CAACCAAAACACAAACAUUAGAAUAAGUUCGAACUUCUAAUUAACAUCUUAAAAACAUAGAGGGAGAGGAAGAGAGAUUCUGCUUAAGCAAAUUCUCUCUCUUUCUUUUGAAUCUCUCUCGUCAUUUUAGAUUUGUAGAUUUUUUUCCAUUUUCUUAUCAAAUUUCCAAGAAGGCUUCUUCAUAUCUUAGACAGUAUAUAUAUACAUAUCUUUUGGAACAUAUAAUUCCAUUCUUUCUUUUUCUUUUUCUUUUUCUUUUUCUUUUUAUCGUCUGAUCGAUCAGCAAUAUGAGUAGGCUUCGAGCAAAUUCAUCUCCUGAAUUACUUCCUGCUUCGUUGGACACCAAUCAGCAUGUCGAUUCCAGUUUAGAAGGUGUGGCUGCAACUGUCAAAUUGCUACUAAAACUUCUCCAAGAUCACAAAGAAUCGUGUGCGAAAGAGCAAAAUGACAGCCGGAGAAUGCUAAGGGUGGCCGGAAUGAUGACGAUUCUCGACAACGUCAAAACCCGUAUUCAAACAUGUCAGUCUUUCGGCAAAAAAGGCGAAAAGGCUGAGCUAAGGCGGUGCAACACUGAUCUCCAUAGGCCUACCAACGUCCCAAGGGACCACAAAAAGCCCACGGAGCAAAUCGACGAGAAAGAGAAGCUAAGAAGAGAGCUAAAUGCAAGCUUAGCAGCGCGAAAGAGCCUUGAGUGCAUGUGUUCAAGUUUGGGAAAGGAGAAAGAGAUUAUGGCAGCAGAGUUAGCUAGAAAGGUGCAUGAAUUGAGUGGAAUGGAGGAGCUUGUUAGCGACUUAAAAGCACAAAAUGAGAACUUAUUGGGAAAAGUCCAAGAAUAUGCUUUAGAGCACAAAGAAAAGAAAACUUGCUUCGGGGGAGACAAUAAUGCAGCCCUAGAAAAGAGAAACAAGGAGUUAACAGAGAAACUUUUGAGGUCGCUCGAGGGGUAUAAAUCGAAGAGCAGGAAAUUGAAGGAGGCGUUAGAGGAAAAGGCAACGAUCCAUGCCACGAUGGAGGAAAUGGGAGUUGAAAUUGGAACAGGUUUGGAGAGAAUUAGAGGAUUUAAAAAAAAGAUGGCGAAAGGGAGCGAGCAAUCGGCGGAAAUUGAAGAGGAGAUUUCGGAGUUGGAGCAUAUGUUUGAGUGCUUUCAAAUGAAGCUGUACAAACAUGGGCAAAAGAAAGUGAAGUGUGUUAAGCCAAAAGGGGAGAUCAGUGCUUGUAAGCCUUCUAUUCUUGCCUGAGAAGAAAUGGUAAUUUUGCUUUGCUGUUUUCCUUUUAGAAGGAGAGAAAGCAUGACCAAAAAGACACCCUCUAUGUUGUGCAAGUAUGAAUAAAGGGGAGUCAGCUGAAAGGUAUCAAAAUAGGAGUGUGAUUAGUGAUUUUGCACACUGUUGAUGUGCAAUUUAUUUCUCAGUUUGUAGCCUUUGUGCUGUCCCCAUAAAUUAAGGGGAAAAAAAUACUAAGUUUGCCAGGUUUCUAGGAAGCCAAACGAAGUCAAAGAAAAUGUUGACAAACUGAUUCUGCUCUUUUUGUACAUCAGAUGAUUGCAAUUUA